This is a messenger RNA of Musca domestica (house fly), 4940 nucleotides long. RefSeq names its product serine/threonine-protein kinase ULK2 (gene Atg1). Lineage: Eukaryota; Metazoa; Arthropoda; Insecta; Diptera; Muscidae. The transcript has 13 exons. Gene Ontology annotation, cellular component: cytoplasm; autophagosome. The record is from RefSeq and is a predicted model, not a curated record. Bases 939 to 3623 code for a protein of 894 amino acids. Gene Ontology annotation, biological process: axon extension; protein autophosphorylation; positive regulation of autophagy. Gene Ontology annotation, molecular function: ATP binding; protein serine/threonine kinase activity.
UAGGCUGGAAGAAGAAGCAUGAGACAUCAUCUCAUUCAUUCGUAUCAGUCUGUGAGAAAUUAAUUUAUACUAAAGUUUAAAGUUAAUAACAAAAAAGCGCUGCGCUCGGAAGCAAAGAAUAACACUUCAACCAAAAACAAAAAUUACCCUAAAGUUGAAGUAAAUUGUUGUUUUUGGACGGCUAAACAAUUACAAAAUUUUCUAACUAUUUUUGCUCACGACGACGUACAAAUACAAGACGAAACGAAGAGUAACAAAUUACGUAGAAAGAAAAAAAGUUUUCCAAACAAUAAUUUAUUACAAAGCCAGCCAACAAAUAAUACACAAAAUAAACGAGUGAAUAGCUAUUUUUUCUACCAUUUAAUAAAUUCAGAAAAAAAACAAGUUUUCUCUAACUUGCUAAGCAGAGAACGGAAAAAAUAUAUAUUUUGUAUACGACGAUUUUCUUCUGAUGGUGGAUACUGGCCGAACAAGAACCCUUGAAAAUUGAUUUUCCCCAACCAGCCAUCUAACAGCUGUAAUAUCGUUGUCGUACCGAGGAAAAAAAGUGCAGAAAAAUAAAUAUAAUACAUAUGUAUAUAUAAAGAGUGUGUGUGUGAGUGCGUGUGUUUAUGUGUUUCGCCGUUGACGUCUAUUCGUCUCUGUAUAUAACUUGAGCUGUGGUGCAUUUGUUUGUUUGCUAAGCUCUGCCAAUUAAAAAAAGCAAAGAAAAUUCCACUUUAUUAGACACAAAGGCUCCUAGUGUGGCAAACUUCUUGGGUAAUACAAAAAAAGUAGUUGCCAAAUAAAAAAGAAUUUUAGUGUUUUUAUUAACAGAAAUUGAGAAUAUUUAAAAAGAUCCAACAAUAACAAACAAGUUUGUGGAAUAUUAAGUUGCUGCUGCCGUUUGCGCCGCUGUCUGCUUCUCCGCCAACCAUUGUAAUUUUCAGUCAUAUGCAAUGAAUAUUGUCGGCGAUUAUGAGUAUAGUUCGAAGGAUAUGCUGGGCCAUGGCGCCUUUGCCGUUGUCUACAAAGGACGUCAUCGCAAGAAACAUUUCCCGGUCGCCAUAAAAUGCAUUACUAAAAAAGGUCUAAUAAAAACCCAAAACCUUUUGGGCAAGGAAAUUAAAAUUCUCAAAGAAUUGACAGAGCUGCAUCAUGAAAAUGUGGUGGCUUUGCUGGACUGCAAGGAGUCACAGGAUUGUGUCAAUUUGGUCAUGGAGUAUUGCAAUGGCGGCGAUUUGGCUGAUUAUUUAAGUGUCAAGGGUACUCUGAGCGAGGACACGGUGAGGUUAUUUCUGAUUCAAUUAGCUGGUGCCAUGAAAGCUUUGUAUACCAAAGGAAUUGUCCAUCGGGAUCUGAAACCACAAAAUAUUCUACUAUCGCACAACUAUGGCAAAACACUGCCAGCACCAUCGAAAAUCACAUUGAAAAUAGCUGACUUUGGCUUUGCUCGUUUCCUUAAUGAGGGUGUUAUGGCAGCCACCCUGUGUGGAUCUCCCAUGUAUAUGGCUCCCGAGGUGAUAAUGUCUUUGCAAUACGAUGCUAAGGCCGAUUUGUGGUCUCUGGGUACCAUUGUCUAUCAAUGUCUUACGGGCAAAGCUCCCUUCUAUGCACAAACCCCGAAUGAAUUGAAAUUCUAUUAUGAACAAAAUGCUAAUUUAGCACCUAAAAUACCCAACGGAGUGUCACCCGAAUUACGUGAUUUGUUAUUGUGCCUGUUGCGGCGCAAUGCCAAGGACAGAAUUUCGUUUGAAAGUUUUUUCAAUCAUCGUUUCUUGCAGGGCAAAAAAGCGGCCACAUCACCAGCGGAUAUACCAGCUUCAUUGGCUAUGGGUACUACGCCACCAACCAAAGCGAAAAGUCCAUUACAGCAACAGCUUGAACAACAACAGCAGCUGCAACAGCAACAUAUACAACAGCAGUUACAGCAACAGAAACAGCAGCAGCAACAACACCAGCUACAGCAUCAGCGUUCCGAUGCCGAUGAUGAUCUUCAGGAUGAAAAUGCUGUUUCUGUGGUAGAAAAUCCCGCCAUAUGUGCCACCAUUACCAAUGUCGGCAUUUUAUGCGAAAGUGAAAAUAAUACCGAAGAUUCCUCGGGAUCCCAUGAGGAUUCCGAUGAUUUCGUAUUGGUACCCAAAAAUCUUCCAGAAGAUCAAAAUGUUAUAGACUAUGAAAAGAAGCAUUCCAAUAAACAACAGACUGCAGACAAAAAUGCAGCCGGUCAAAAUCAAUCCAGUCCUCCAAGACCUAGUACUUUACCAAUUUCAGAACCCAAACCCGUACCGGCUCCGGUGCGUCGUUACUCGUCGAAUAACACAAAUGUGGCAGCCGGCACCUCACCCAUAGAUAAGAAUCAUGUACGUUAUAGGGCCGACAGUGAUCAAGUGUCAUCGCCAAAACUCUCCACAACGGCACCGGUGGCGGCAGCAGCAGCAGCAGCAGCAUCGGCAGCCCAACCCAUACCCCGUUCUCAGCCCAUCAGUGUAAAACAGAGACCAGAUCAUCGCAAGAGCAGUGUCAGCAGUGAUAUUAACUCCAUUUCACCACCGGCGGUGCAAUUUGCCAUUGGCACCCCACCACAGGGACGGCAUCGUUCCACCUCGGGCGGUUCGCUGUCAGAGACACCACCCCCCUCGGCCCCAUGCACCUGGCAGGUCAGUCCAGGUGGUCAAACCCAAUCGCCUCUCAGACGCUCCGGACAUAGUUCACCCGUGCUUCCGUCCGCUCUAACUAAACUACCCACAUUGGGCAGUCCCACCUUGAUGGUGGCACCCGGUUCGGUGGGUUCAUUGGGUUCCGGUGGCAAUGGCUCAUCGUCGGAGAACAACAAUCAACAUCCAAUGCUGGGACCACGGGCAUUCACCCUACCCGAGCUGGGCGCCACCGGUGGUCUACAAAGUCUCUUGGACACAAAUGCCGCUGGCGGUGUUGGUGGCAAUUCAUCCGAUGUCCAUCAUCAUUUGCAUGCAUUCCAUGCUCCCGAACUGUCGGAGGAAACUCUAAUGGAUCGUGAACACAAUGAAACUUUGUCUAAAUUGAAUUUUGUCUUGGCCCUCACCGAUUGUAUACAAGAAGUGGCCGACUCACGAUGUGCACCGUUGUCGGCCUUAAUGGCGGCCGCCUCAAAUGAUCAGCCACAAAUCCCACCGCAUGCCCCGGAACACUGUAAGAGGGCGGAACGUUUGGUAUUGCUGGUAAGAGCAUUGCAGCUAUUGUCAUCCGGCUUGAAUUUGGCCUCUCAGCAAUUGAGGAGUGGCAAUUUGAAGCCCUCGUCGAAUGUUAAGAAUGCUCUGCUUACCAUGAACUCCAAAUACCGCAGCAUUUUAUUUGAAUCGAAGAAAUUAAAUGGCACUGGUCUCCUGCAAAAAGCCAAUGCAUUUAAUAUAACCGCUGAUAAGAUUUUAUACGAUUAUGCUUUAGAUAUGUGUCAAGCAGCGGCCUUGGAUGAGCUGCUGAGCAAUACCAAAAAUUGUUUUGAGCGCUACAAUACCGCUCACAUUCUGCUACAUUCUUUGGUACAGAAAUGUAAUCAUCCACAAGAUAAAAUGCUUUUAAAUAAAUAUCGCGAUGCUGUGGAAAAACGCUUAAAUAUUCUACAACAACAAGGCUACAUUUAUGUGACCGAUGAAAAUUCGUAAAUGAUUCAACCCCGUAAAACGUAAAACGGAGACACAAAUUUAAUCCAAAUGCAUCAAAAUUUGAUUAUGUUUAAGAGAAACAGUAACAACAAGCAAAAUCCACAAUAAAAACAAGGAACAAAACAAAUAAACAAUACAAGAAACAGAAAUUUGAAAACGGAAUGAUGUAGUGGCAGAAGGAAAGAAAGGAUAAUUUCUGUAAUGUGUGAUUCAUUAUCAAACUGCAUAGACACCAUUAACUCUAACCAUUUAUUCACAACUAGUAGAACAUUUUAAUUUUUUUUAUAUAUAAAAAUACUAUACAAUUAUCAUUACUCGUAAACUAUCUAUUAUAAUUAUAAAAUAAUUAUGUUUGGCAAAAUUUGUUUCUAUCGAAAUUAGAGGCAAGAGAUGAGAAAACAAUGGAACAGUAUGUAAAUAUCAUUAGAUUUCAAUACCUAGAUUUCUUGAAAAAAAAAAGAAAUUCUCAAGUAUUUUUUCCUUAAAACAUUACAUAAUUGCCAAGGCAAAGGUUUGAAAGCUGGCAGAGGUAAACUGCAAAAAGUCUUCUUAGAAAUUGGUAAUUGUCCCCCUCCUGGUUUUCUAUUACAAUUUUCCCUGGAUAUGUAUUUAUUUAAUAAGUAUAAGAAAAAAAAAAGAGAUUUAGAAACUAGCAAGUCUUUCAUUAUUUAAUUUAGAAAAAAAAACAAACGAUGACUUUAAAGUUUGAAAACGGAAAAAAGUUUAAAAGAUAAACAUGCACAGCCCCCUAGGAAACCGUUCUAAAAAACUUCCCCCCAAAAAAACUGAAUAAAAUUAAACAUCAUUUGAGAUCUUGGCAUUAUGAAAAAAAGAAAUAACCCAAACAUAUGUCUCGAUAUCAAGCAAAGAUUUCAUUUUUAAAACUAUUUUCUAUUUUAUUGUUUUAUAUGUCCUUUUCUUUUUAAGUUUUUUUUUAUGUUUCCAUUACACACAUUUUCUCACACUUUUUUCUUCCUAUUAACUCUUUGAUAUAUAUUUUUUGUUUAUGUUAUUUAAGUGAAAUAUUUCUCAAAUUUUUAAUUUAUGUUGCAAUAUUUAAACAUAGUUUAUUGUAUUUUCAUUUUUAAUUGUUUUAAAUGUGUUUUUUUUAUGAAGAAAUAAAAAGAAAAGAUGAAAAGAAUUUCAUACUAUAUAAAAAAUGCUAGUGCAUAAUAUUAUUACAUAUACAUACAAACAUACAUAUGUAGAGAGAAGGAAAGUAACAACCAACCAACCAACUGAUUAAAACACAUAAAAAUUGAAAUAUAAAAAGAAACAACAAAAUAAAUAAAUAAAUCAUGAAUAUUAUUAUAAAAA